Osmerus eperlanus (European smelt) is the source of this 1963-nucleotide messenger RNA. It is a transcript of the gene rab6bb, whose product is annotated as RAB6B, member RAS oncogene family b. The transcript has 8 exons. The coding region runs from base 614 to 1171 and encodes 185 amino acids. NCBI's taxonomy places the organism in Eukaryota, Metazoa, Chordata, Actinopteri, Osmeriformes, Osmeridae. The record is from RefSeq and is a predicted model, not a curated record. Gene Ontology annotation, biological process: vesicle-mediated transport. Gene Ontology annotation, molecular function: GTPase activity; GTP binding.
UAAUAAGGGCACAUUAAGGGUUGGUACUCAGUUGCUGAACAUGAUAUGGCAAAUUGAAGGCCAUUCCUUCUUCUUAGGUGUUAGUUCUCGCUGGUUCCGCUAAUUUGCUGAGUGGCUGUGACAUAUUUCACGCCCGUUCGCCCAUUCACCGGUUCCUGGCACGAUCUGUUUCUGUACAGAAUUUGAUUAGUCAUGGAAAAAAACGCACGCAUAUUAAGUGGAAUCCUUGUCUUGAAUUAAUAUAUUUUGUCACAUAGGAAAAUGUUAUUUUUGUCAUGGUUCCCUAUAUGUGUUGAAUAUGUUUUACUAUCCGUAAUAUAAGCCAAAGCAGACGAUUUUGUGAGGGAUGUUUUGGAUUUGGACACUGCAGUAGCAGGUAAAAACGUUUUUAAAACGAUGUGUACAAUCUAUAACUGUAACAUCGAUCAUUUUUGGCUACCAUCAACAUUAAAAAGAAAAAAAAACAAAUAACCAUGCUCCUUUUAUCUGGGUUUAAGACAGUAUAAUAAACAUCUCCCAUGUGCCAGUUCGGGACACACCCAGGUUGGCGAUGUCUGUAGAAUCCUAACCUCCCUGUCGCCGACUCCGUCAUUUGACAGUCCAAUAUCAUAACAUGGGGAAAACCUCUCUGAUCACCAGAUUCAUGUAUGACAGCUUCGACAACACAUAUCAGGCAACCAUUGGGAUUGACUUCUUAUCAAAGACCAUGUACUUGGAGGACCGCACAGUCAGGCUGCAGCUGUGGGACACGGCUGGACAGGAGCGCUUCAGGAGCCUAAUCCCCAGCUACAUCCGAGACUCCACCGUCGCCGUGGUGGUGUACGAUAUCACGAAUGUAAACUCUUUCCAGCAGACCUCUAAGUGGAUUGAUGAUGUUAGGACCGAGAGAGGAAGUGAUGUGAUUAUUAUGUUAGUGGGAAACAAGACCGAUCUGGAGGAGAAGAGGCAAAUCACCAUUGAAGAAGGAGAACAGAGAGCCAAAGAACUGAAUGUCAUGUUCAUUGAGACCAGUGCCAAGACAGGCUGCAAUGUCAAACAGCUCUUUCGUCGUGUUGCAGCAGCCUUACCUGGGAUGGAGAGCUUGGAUGAUGCUAACCCUGAAGGCAUGAUUGACAUCAAGCUGGACAAACCAGCUGAACCCACUGUCCCUGAGGGCGGGUGCUCGUGUUAAUGCUACGCUGGCAGACAGCUACCCUCACAUCAUAGGCUUGUUGUGUUGCUUCCUACUGGUUAGCUUCCAGUUGACUUUUCUAAUUGGAUAUGGGCCAUGUAUAUCUGAUUGGACGAAUCAAGUGUUAUAUUUCAGUCUUCAGUUGUAAAAUAUUGUAUACUUUGUCAAUAUGUAAGUGCGGGGAAAACACAAACGAUCAAAAAAAUUGUUUUAGAAAAUGAAAAAGGGAGAAAAAUUUAAUGAAACUGAAUUCUUUUCGCCGUUAUGUUUUGUAUUUUUUAUAUAUAAAAAGGGAAAGCACCAAAAAUGAUGCCUAACCAUGAAAGGAGAAUAGUGGGGCUGUCCAUUCCAAGAUGGCUGACCAUGUCUGAAUGUCUGCAGCACGCAUGCACGCUGAUCUCAGGCCUGUCUUCCGGGUCUCUCCCUGGAGCAGGUCAACUAUCUUAGAAUGUUUUAUAGCAUCUAGAAUCUCAUGACAUACGUAUCUCAUUUGAUAUUCCCACCAGAGUCAACUGACGAUAGAUUCACCAUAAACAUUAGCUGUGAAGAUGUGGCACUCUAUGAGUAACUUUUAUAAAACAACUGUACUGUGGUAAAAAUUAAAAAAAGACGAAGCAAGAAAUUGUAUUUCACAACCCCUAUGCCCUUCCUAUCCCAGUAAAACACACCGUAAUGCACUGCACUGUAUAUAAUAAUGUAAUAUGUAUGUCGUCCCUCUGUAGAAGUGGUCCUUGUUCACCAGUAUAAAUAAUGUAAUAAUGUUUCAUGAUUAAUAAAUUAAAGAUUAAAGGG